Drosophila montana is the source of this 2105-nucleotide messenger RNA. It is a transcript of the gene shop, whose product is annotated as shopper. Gene Ontology annotation, molecular function: sulfite oxidase activity; molybdopterin cofactor binding; molybdenum ion binding. The record is from RefSeq and is a predicted model, not a curated record. Gene Ontology annotation, cellular component: mitochondrion. Gene Ontology annotation, biological process: sulfur compound metabolic process. NCBI's taxonomy places the organism in Eukaryota, Metazoa, Arthropoda, Insecta, Diptera, Drosophilidae. Bases 288 to 2018 code for a protein of 576 amino acids. The transcript is spliced from 2 exons.
AGCUAAACGCAAAGGCGAGCACAAACAGAAACCAAAAAGAAAGCUCGGAGCAGGCCCCCAAUAAAGUAGAGAUUAAAAGAGAGCAAAGAUUAAAUUGAAGUCAAAUUGAUCUUAUCAAUAGUUCAAACACUGCGACAGCUGGGCAGGCCAAUGCCGAAAAAUUAAAAACACAAACAGCAAUCGAAACGUUUUCUAUUCUCUAUUCGCAUUCCAGACAAUGCGACCAGCGGCGGAGGGACGGGGCAUUAAACGGAAUUAGUUGCUUGGCAGUGAAUGCUUAUAUAAUCAUGCGACUUCGUUUCCUGACCUCGGCCAGCAGGCAGCUGCGACUCAGUAAUCAACAGCGUCAUCGCCUGCUGGGAACAAGUGCAGCUCAAGCAGGACAGCAACAGCAGGAUGGGAGCAAAGGAAACCAGAACAGUCGAGCAUUUAAUGCCACACUUUAUGGAAUUGCCACGCUGGGCGGCAUUGGAGCUGGCUACUGGCUGUUCAAUGAGCUGGACAAAAAGCGCCAGCAGCCGCUGGAGCAGACAAAACCGUUGACAACACCGACUGCAGCUGGAUUGGAUGCUGAGGCAGAGGCGCGUCUUUGGCAUAAGACAAAGCGUUCGGAUCUGCCCACAUACAGCGUGGAGGACGUGCUGCGUCACGAUAAACCAGAGAACGGCAUUUGGAUCACCUACGGUGUGGGCGUUUAUGAUGUCACGGAAUUUGCGCCCAAUCAUCCCGGCGGCGACAAGAUUCUAAUGGCGGCUGGCAAUGCCAUAGAUCCCUUCUGGGCCAUCUAUCAGCAGCACAAUACACAGGAGGUGCUGCAGCUGCUCGAGAGCUUUCGCAUUGGCAGUCUGAAUAAAGUCGUUGCGGAGGAUGAGGAGGAGCUGGGCUCACCCUGGGCCCAGGAGCCGAAACGUCAUGAUCUGCUCAAGCCGACCAGCAAACGGCCUUUCAAUGCGGAGCCACCGAUCAGUUUGCUGGGCGAGCACUUCUACACCCCCAACGAGUACUUCUAUGUGCGCAACCAUUUGCCGGUGCCAACACUUAAGCCCGAGGAAUACGAACUGGAGCUGGAGGUGGAGUCGGGCGCUGGGCAGCCGAGCCGUACACUCAAUCUGGACGAGAUUAAAAAGCUGCCCAAGCACACGGUCACAGCGGCCAUCAUGUGCGGCGGCAAUCGGCGCUCCGAAAUGACGCGCAUCAAGCCAGUCAAGGGCCUCUCCUGGGGCGCCGGCGCAGUGGGCAAUGCCAAAUGGUCGGGUGCACGGCUCUGCGAUGUGCUGCGGGCGCAGGGCGUAAAGCCCGAUGAACGUUUGCAUGUUAUAUUCGAGGGUGCCGAUUUGGAUCCCACUGCCCAUCCAUAUGGCGCCUCCAUACCACUGUCCAAGGCAUUGGAUCCACGCGGCGACGUGGUGCUCGCCUACGAAAUGAACGAACAGCCGCUGAGUCGAGAUCAUGGCUAUCCCAUAAGGGUCAUUGUGCCCGGCACUGUGGGCGCACGCAAUGUCAAGUGGUUGACCCGCAUCGUUGUCACCGAUCACGAGUCCGACUCCCACUGGCAGCAGAACGACUACAAGGGUUUCAGCCCCAGCACAGAUUGGGACACAGUUGACUUUAGCAAGGCGCAGGCCAUACAGGCCAUGCCCGUGACCUCGGCCAUUUGCACACCGAUACCCGAGGAGCGGGUGAAGGUUGACAAGGGCUUCAUAACGGUGCGUGGCUAUGCCUGGAGCGGGGGUGGUAGGCGUAUUGAGCGCGUGGAUCUAACGACUGAUGGUGGCAAAUCGUGGCAUGUCGCCCAGCUGGAGCAGGAGAAUGUGCCCGAUGGUCGUCACUAUGGCUGGUCACUAUGGACGGCCCGUUUGCCUGUAAGCGACGAGCAGCAAAAGCAGCCGAAUCUUGAGAUUUGGGCCAAGGCCGUCGAUUCCGCCUACAACGUGCAGCCGGAGGCCUUUGAACAUAUAUGGAAUCUGCGUGGGGUUCUCGCCAAUGCCUAUCACAAGGUCAAAGUGAGACUUAUCUGACAUGGACUCACGGAUAUAUCGAUGACUUAUGGGAGAAGAGCGAUAUUACAUUUUUUUGCCUUAAAUUAUAUACAUGAAAGACAACGA